Messenger RNA from Ilyonectria robusta, 669 nucleotides. RefSeq lists its product as uncharacterized. The record is from RefSeq and is a predicted model, not a curated record. Lineage: Eukaryota; Fungi; Ascomycota; Sordariomycetes; Hypocreales; Nectriaceae. Bases 1 to 669 code for a protein of 222 amino acids. The transcript has a single exon.
AUGUCCAGGCGGUGCUACGUCGACACGGACGCCGAAGGUCGACCGCAGUUUGUGUCCAUCAAACGCUCCCGAUCUUACAGCCACCACAACCACCGACACAGCUGCGAUUACUACACAGUCAGUCGGGAGGAAUGGAAGGCGCUUGCGGAGCGUAAUCGUGCCUUGGAGGAGGCAAACCAGGCCUUUGGCGCUCAGAAUGAUACCCUCAGGGCAAACCUCUCGGUAGCCCAAGCUGAGGCUCAUCAUCUAAACCACACCGUUGUGCCUCAACUUCAGGAGCAAGUUGCGAUUCUCGCCGCCGAUAACGAUGCCCUCCGUCGCUCUAUCGACAACACCAGUGGCUCGUCGGCCCGCACCCAUCGCGAAAUUACGAAGCUACGACACAAGGUCUCCAAGCUCGAGAAGGAGAACCAGCAUGUCAAGGACGAGAACUCGGACCUCCGGGUCAGACUGCACGAGCUGUCGAAACAAAUCGACGAAGGGGUGAGCCGACGAGUCUCGGAGCUUACCAGGGAAAUCGAAUACUGGACCAACCAGCGCCGGUUCUGGAAGGCCAAGUACGAGGAAUUGCAAGAACGGUACAACGGCCUAUGCAGCAUCCUCGAUACCAAGACCGAGAAGGUUACGGUGUACGAGGAAAUUCUGAGGAGACAUCGCAUUAUUCUAUGA